Molecule: messenger RNA, 450 nt
Organism: Mobula hypostoma (lesser devil ray)
Lineage: Eukaryota; Metazoa; Chordata; Chondrichthyes; Myliobatiformes; Myliobatidae
Product: mannan-binding lectin serine protease 1-like
Exons: 2
Source: RefSeq, a predicted model, not a curated record
GGAACGAGGGUGAGAAUGAGAGGGGAGGUAAGGAGGGAGCGGAAGGGAGGAGGGGAGGAGGGAGGAAGGGAAGGGGCGAGGCUUGGACCGGUUCCCUCGUCGCAGUCCAGCCGCCGGGGAGAGCGGACGGUCGAAGCCGAACAAACUGUGUCCCGGAGCGGCGCGCAGACCCCGAGGGGGGUGAAAGGGGGAAGACUGGAGAUUCUGCCGGCGGCGGCGCCGGUGGAGAUGUGGCUCAUCCUGUGCCUGCUCCUGGCCCCUCCGGGCUCCGGGUCCACCGUUCUGACCGGAAUCCGGGGCCACUUCCACUCGCCGGGAUACCCGCAGGGGUACCCCGGUGACGUAAACCUGACGUGGGAGAUCCGGCUACCCCCGGGGUACGGGGUCGAGCUGCGCGUCACGCACGUCAACAUCGAGCCGUCGCGGGACUGCGCCGACGAUCAUCUGCAG